CAGUUCGAAGAAACACCACGAUGUUGAGAAGAAGAAUGAAGCAAAUAUAUAUUCUAUUUAUGCAAAAUUCGUAGAACAAAAACUAUAAAUAUUUUAUACUCGCUCGAAGCGUGUAUUGAUCACAGCUACGAUAAUAAAUCAAUUUUCAUUAUAAAUAUAUUUUUAACGUAAAUACAUGAAUGCGUGAAGUUUAGGAUCAUUCGAAAUUUGAUUGAAGCGAAUAAAGACGAGGAAAUGUACAAAACAGUACAGUUGUUGUUGGUCAUAAUUCACCGCACCAUUUUGCUGGCUGUUACGUUCGUUGUCGGCAGCCUAAUCUUUGCAAAAAUCGAACACAUUAGUUAUGAGAGGUCCGGAUUCUUUUGUUGGACGGUGGUCACUACCAUAGGGUAUGGUAAAAUAGUACCCAUAACAAAUUGGGGAAAAAUCUUCACUAUGAUUUACGGUAUUAUUGGAAUCUCAAUCACUAUGUUUUGUUUGGUAUCAUAUGGCUCCUUUUUGAAUCACUGCAUUAAGAAGCUCAUCGUGGCCACAGAACGAUACUGCUGCACAAACAAACAGGUGGCGUAUCUGCACUUUAAGCUGUUUAUCGCGUUAUUCUUGUUGGGCAUAAGCGAGGUGUUUUUGGGUGGAUACGUAUUGUACGAACUGAAUGACUGGUCGUUUUUUUAUUCGGUUUACACUUGGUUCGUGUCCAUAUCAACAAUAGGCUUCGGUGAUUUCGUGCCAAACUUUCCUCCAGAAAAAAACAUCGUCAAAUUAUUCGUGGUCGUCGUUUUUCAUUUUUUUUGCAUAGUCACAUUUGCAUCGGUUAUCGAGGCAAUUCAAGGGAUGGUCGAGUCAGUUAACAACAACUCGCGAGGAGUUUGGUCCAUCAUAUUUUGUUGUUAUAAGAAUGAGGAGUACAAAAUAAAACGGGAUUCCAAUUCAAGCCUCGUCACAAAUCACAACGCAGAAAUGGACAAAACAGCACAGUUGUUCUUGGUCAUAGUUCACCGCAGCUAUUUGCUGGCUGUUACGUUCGUUGUCGGGACUUUAAUCUUCGCAGAAAUCGAACACAUUACUUAUGAGAGGUCCGGAUUCUUUUGUUGGACGGUGGUCACAACCAUAGGCUAUGGUGCCCCAGUACCCUCGACAUAUUGGGCAAAAAUCUUUACCAUGAUUUACGGUAUCAUCGGAAUCCCAAUCACUAUGUUUUGUUUGGUAUCAUAUGGCUCCUUUUUGAAUCACUGCAUUAAGAAGCUCAUCGUGGCCACAGAACGAUGCUGCUGCACAAACAAACAGGUGGCGUAUCUGCACUUCAAGCUGUUUAUCGCGUUAUUCUUGUUGGGCAUAAGCGAGAUGUUUUUAGGCGGAUGCGCAUUGUACGGAUUAAACGAUUGGUCCUUUCUUGAUUCGCUUUACACUUGGUUCGUGUCUAUAUCAACAAUAGGCUUCGGCGAUUUCGUGCCAAACUUUCCUCCAGAAAAAAACAUCGUCAAAUUAAUUUUGAUUGUUGUUAUUCAUUUUUUUUGCAUGGUCACAUUCACAUCGGUUAUCGAGGCAAUUCAGGGGAUGGUCGAGUCAGUUAACAAUAACUCGCGAGGGGUUUGGCCCAUCAUAUUUUGUUGUUAUAAGAAUGAAGAAAAAGAGAGCUACAAAAUACAACGGGAAUCAAAUUCAAGCCUUAUCACAAAUCAGAAUGAAAUGGAAGAGGACAUUUAUUUGUGAAGCAAAAUAGAUCAGAAAUACAUGGAAAAAGAAAAGACAUAAGAUAUGCAUGAACGCAAAUGGUUAAAUUCUAUAAAGCAUUCAGUUCAGUUUGAAAGUAAAAGGGGAAAUUGAUAUUGCUGUUGAGGGUUAGGUGUUGUUAUAUCGUACAUGUAAUCAAAAAUGAUGUUUUUAAAAAAUAAAGUUGUCUUGUUAUGUUA
Messenger RNA from Hydractinia symbiolongicarpus, 1910 nucleotides. RefSeq lists its product as uncharacterized. Gene Ontology annotation, molecular function: potassium ion leak channel activity. The transcript is spliced from 5 exons. Gene Ontology annotation, biological process: stabilization of membrane potential; potassium ion transmembrane transport. Bases 235 to 1710 code for a protein of 491 amino acids. The record is from RefSeq and is a predicted model, not a curated record. Gene Ontology annotation, cellular component: membrane. NCBI's taxonomy places the organism in Eukaryota, Metazoa, Cnidaria, Hydrozoa, Anthoathecata, Hydractiniidae.